Cornus florida is the source of this 1087-nucleotide messenger RNA. Its product is annotated as ribosomal RNA-processing protein 17. The transcript is spliced from 4 exons. NCBI's taxonomy places the organism in Eukaryota, Viridiplantae, Streptophyta, Magnoliopsida, Cornales, Cornaceae. Bases 95 to 691 code for a protein of 198 amino acids. The record is from RefSeq and is a predicted model, not a curated record. Gene Ontology annotation, cellular component: nucleolus. Gene Ontology annotation, molecular function: RNA binding.
GUACAACUAUUUCAAGCGUAAACAUUAAAAACUUGUUUUCGGAACUGUACACAAUAGCUGUUAGAAGAGGACAGGGAAGGGUUUAGCAGCUACAAUGGAAGACGAUGAAGCAAGCCAGCCUCGACACACACAAGCUCGGCAUAUCAAGAAGAGGGCACUCAAGAACAAAGCUCUGUCCGUCUCUUUUGACGAGAAGGACCUCAGGGACUACGUGACUGGUUUUCACAAGAGAAAGAAGAAACGGAGAAAGGAAGCGCAAGAGCAAUUACAAGAAGUAGUGCGUCGAAAGCGCAUCGAUGCGCGUAAAAAGAGAAAACUGGAAAGAGAAUAUGUUCAAUCUGGUGGAGCCCCACCAGACACAGUUGCAGAACCUGAUGAAUGUGGCGAGCAGUCUGAGCAUGAUGAGGAAAUUGAGCCAAUUCCAUCAGUUUCUGGGACAACAAUGUAUGACAACGGAGAUGUGAAAGUCACUGUGACAACAAGUGAGAUCUCUCGUGAAGAAGAGUCUCCAUAUGAGAGAUCAGAAGCACCUGCUGCACCUAUAUCAGUUGGAGCUGCUGAAAAGAAGAAGCACAAGAUGCAAGUGAGCAAGAAGAAACCGUUCAAAAAGGUCUCAAAACACAGGUCUAGGUCGAAGACGCAAAAUAAAAGAGACAAAAGGAAGGGAAAGAUGAAGAAUAACAAGCUCUAAUUGGGGGUUUCUUUCUUUUUCCUUCUAUUUUUCCUAGUGAAAAUCCAAACCGAAGUGUUUCUCCAUUAGACCAACCUAGCUGCUUGUAGAACUAAAUUUUGGUCAUGUGCAUACCGUUGUAUAAGUUUUUGGGCCAUCUGAGGCAAAGUUACUUCUGGUAUCAUGGCUGAUUGAAUUUUCUUAACAAUUAUGAUAUCAGCUAUGAUUUUAGCUGAUUAAUUUUUAUUUUUUUGGGUUAUUUUGAAAUUUUAUUUUACAAACGGCUGUUCUUGUAAUGUUGCUUUUACCGUCAUGAAAACUGUUAUCCUAGUUUUCUUGCGUGAUGUAAUGGCAACAGAAUGGAAAAGUAUGCCUUUUUGAAUUUGUAAAUCAUCACCUUUGAUGAUCUUAUGUACC